This is a messenger RNA of Filobasidium floriforme, 1021 nucleotides long. Its product is annotated as class I glutamine amidotransferase-like protein. Lineage: Eukaryota; Fungi; Basidiomycota; Tremellomycetes; Filobasidiales; Filobasidiaceae. Gene Ontology annotation, cellular component: nucleus; cytosol. The transcript has 10 exons. The record is from RefSeq and is a predicted model, not a curated record. Bases 134 to 1021 code for a protein of 295 amino acids.
CCCUCCCUUUGUGCAAAUCGAACACACACUAUAUAGACCCACUCUCUUACUCUCGUGCAACCGUAUCAGCGCUCCAGUUUCUCACCAACGACCACCACAUCUUGACCGCAAUCCAUUAUUGACUCGCACAACCAUGGCAUCUACACCGGACGGCAAACCAAGUGGUAUAUUGAAUCUUGCAUUCUUCAAAUGUGAUUCCCUGGAGAAGGAGUCUAUAGAGAAGCACGGAGAAUACCAAGACGUCAUUCACAAUCUAUUUGAACCGCUAUUACCUGAACACCUGAAGUUAGAGACCAAGUCGUACGAUGUGCUCGACAAGCGCGAGUAUCCGACGGACGACGAGUUGAAGGACAUCGAUGCAAUCAUCAUCUCCGGGUCAUUUGAGGAUGAUGCACAUGAAGACGCAAUCUGGAUCUUGAAAUUGGCCGGCUUCCUGAUAAAGAUUCAUGACGACUUCCCCCGCAUUCGCAUGAUUGGCAUUUGUUUCGGCCUUCAAGUACUAGCCCGUGCCUUUGGACCAUCGAAAAUAGAGCCUAACCCGAAAGGAUGGGAGGUCGGGAGUACCAAAGUUAAUCUGACGGACAUCGGGAGGAAGAUUGUCUGGGGUGAAGACGCUACCUCGCUUGAGGACGUCUCUGGACUGCCUGAUCAUGUCACGAUGCAACAAAUACACAGCGAUAUUGUAUCCAAGCUGCCGCCCAACUUCGAGCUCCUCGGAUCUUCUGAGAUCUGCCCUAUACAGGGCAUAGUCAGUUUUUACGAGGAGGGGAAAGAGACACCCGCUUUUACGCACUCCCACCAGUCCACGUUGCCAGCCGAGCCAUGGGCCCGGGUUCACAUCAUAGCCUUCCAAGGUCAUCCUGAAUGGCAUGAAGGGAUCAUCGAGCCGUUCAUAUCGGGAUACGAAUCGGAUGGGACGUUCACCACUGAAUUUGCUGAACAAGCGAGGAAGCAAACAAGGAAGGAGCACGACGGUGUCAGGGUCGGCAAGGUCUUGUUGAAGGUCUUGGGAGUUGCCUAG